Molecule: messenger RNA, 2358 nt
Organism: Heterocephalus glaber (naked mole-rat)
Lineage: Eukaryota; Metazoa; Chordata; Mammalia; Rodentia; Bathyergidae
Product: olfactory receptor 4X1
Biological process (GO): G protein-coupled receptor signaling pathway
Cellular component (GO): membrane
Molecular function (GO): G protein-coupled receptor activity; olfactory receptor activity
Source: RefSeq, a predicted model, not a curated record
UAGGCAAGAGAACUAGGCUAACCAAAUGAUUUAUCCCUAGAAUUAUGUAGCAUUGCUCCCAACACCAUGCUCUGCCUGUCUCUUGCACCAAGAGCUCCAUAAUGAAUCCCCACAACACACAUCAGGAGCAGGGUGGUAAGGCUGACAGAGACAUACUCAAUUAUUCUCCUCUAGUUUACAAUUCGUUCCUAACACUUGUGAGGUUAGGAGCCUGAUUAGCUUAAUAGGAUGCAGAUAUGGAGUGGAGGAAUUCUAUCACUCACUGUAAAAAUACUGGCUCCAUGUUCUGUGUCAGGCAAGACUGAUUAGAAACUGCUAUUUUGUAGUUGAUACAAGUUUUUCUUCAUUAGUAAGAGAUGUAGUGUAGUCACCUCCAUUUUGAGAAAUACAGAGCUUGUUGAAAAGGAGCUGUAGGGGCAAGUGAGCAAAGCUCUCUGAGGAGCAUAAGAUGUGCUCUUAUUUUUGUUGUGAGGAUGAAAUCAGCUACUGCCUGUGUCUGGAUUGGAGAAAACACUUCAGGGUGGCAUUGAAGCAAAGCCAAGUCCACUCUGGGCAUUGUAUCAAGCAGCAGAUAGAUAACCACUGUUUUGUCUCUUGUCUCACGGAGUCUGCACUUUGGGGAAACCCAAGGCAGAGAGUGAAUCCAAGAGGAAGCAGAAUGACAACAGAUCUCCAGGCCUGAGAAGGAUACUCGUGAUUACUGAGGAGACUUCUGACUUCUGUGAUUCUGGGCUGUAGACCCUGCACUUUAGAACAUGGUGGCCAGAGGCAACGUGACUGAAAUCAUUUUCUUGGGAUUUUCCCAGAAGGAGAAUGUGCAGAAGGCCCUUUGUGUGAUGUUUCUCCUCCUGUACGUGGCUGUUGUGCUGGGCAAUGGCUUCGUCGUGGUGACCAUCAUGGCCAGCAAAGGGCUAGCCUCCCCCAUGUACUUCUUCCUCGGUUUCUUGUCCCUGGUGGAGCUCUGUUACUGCUCAGUCACAGCCGCUAAGCUCAUCUCUGACAGUUUCACCCGGAAGAGAGUCAUUUCCCUCCGGGGCUGCAUCAUGCAGAUCUUCUUCCUCCACUUCCUUGGUGGCACUGAGAUCUUUCUUCUGACGGUGAUGGCCUACGACCGCUACGUGGCCAUCUGCAGGCCCCUGCACUACGUCAGCGUCAUGAACCAGCGGGCCUGUGGGCUCUUGGUGGGCGCUGCCUGGGGAGGGGGCUUGCUGCAUUCUGCGGGGCAGACCUUCCUCAUUUUCCAGCUGUCCUUCUGUGGCCCCAACGUCAUCGACCACUACUUCUGUGACGUGCACCCUGUGCUGAAGCUGGCCUGUUUUGACACCUUCCUCCCCAGCCUGCUGAUCAUCCUCAACGGCGGCUCCAUCUCGGUGGUCAGCUUCUUGGUGCUGCUGGCCUCCUACGCGGUCAUCCUGUGCUCCCUGAGGAGCUGCACUUCCACCGGGCGGAGCAAGGCCCUUUCCACCUGUGCCUCUCACCUGGCGGUUGUGGGCCUCUUCUUCAUCCCCUGCUCCUUUGUCUACUUGAGGCCCUGCGUCUCCCUCCCUGCACACAAGAUAGUGGCUGUGUUUUACACGGUGGUCACACCCCUCUUAAAUCCUGUCAUCUACUCCUUCAGGAACGCGGAGAUGAAAAAUGCCAUGCGGAGACUCAUGCGGACGAAAGCCGUUGGGGAAGAGAAGUAGAUGACCCACUCGGGCAAAACGGAGAGUCAGGAUGGGGAGCAGGGGCACCUAAGAACGCACGCAGCCCAUUCCUUACCUUGGUCAGUCACCCACUUUAUUGACAUUUCAGCCCCUCAGCAUUAUGGACCUGGACAAGAAGGAUGGGGUCUCUAGGCUGGAGUAAGAGGUGUCUUCAAGUGUGGCAGUGGCCUUGAGGCAGGUUGGCUGGUCCAGGGGGGAUGAACCUCUCCAGAAAACUAGGGUGGCUGGGGAUGGUGCAGAGGGAAGGGAGGAGGGAGUUGCUUUAGGGACACCGUGGUCUGGUGUGCUCUUGGUUCAGACAGCCUGAGUCUUUGGUCUGGAGACGCGGCAGGGCAGUGAGGGACACAGUGGUCGCUGACUUGACUGGAAGGCUUGGCCAGCUGGGUUCUGGGGCAGGCCAGGAGGACUUAGAGGGGUUCAGACCUCAGCCAGAAGAUGCAGGCUCCAGGGGGGGGUUCACGCAGGCUCAUGCUAGUGCAGACUCGGGGGUCUAAAGAACCAAAUGGAACCACAAAUUGAUUUUAAGAGAUUGGACAGCAUCAGACAGGGAGACAGUGCUGCCCACCUUGUGGGAAGGAGUUUCAUUUCCUGUGUAUCAUUAACUUUCCCCAGUACUGGAGGUUGACCCCAGUGCCUUUGCACUGCAUCCCUG